Molecule: messenger RNA, 4008 nt
Organism: Physcomitrium patens
Lineage: Eukaryota; Viridiplantae; Streptophyta; Bryopsida; Funariales; Funariaceae
Source: RefSeq, a predicted model, not a curated record
UUCCGGCGAUGUUUUUGGACUGGUAGGUCGGUCACGGUCGUGACCUUUACCAGAGGAAUUUCGUCGAGGUGGACGUGGGAUGGUGGCGAGGUUUGCGAAAGACAGACAGACAGACUGACUGACAGAGCAUUGAUUGGUGUCCAUGGAAUGGAAAGGAUGUUCGGUGAAGAAUCAGUCGGGUUUGCUAGCUCAGGAACGGAAUGCGCGAUUAUGAGGGCAUUUGAGGGUAGUAUCUGACUGUUCUGAGAACCGAUACUUUUUUAGAGUGUUUCGUUGUGUCGGAUCUGAUGUGGGUCCAGGGGGAGUGUGUAUGUGAUUGUUCGUGAGAGUUUUUUGGGUAGCAGAGUACGAGUUUGGGGAAACAUGGGGGUUUUCAGGCGAAUUUUGAUGAAUAUGGGGAAAAUUGAGUUUGUGUAAUUGGAGCUGGUUGCGAGUGGGGGUUGAAGGUGGGGUUGGUUGGUUAUGGUAAAGGACGAUUAGGAUGAAGUAAGGUUUUCGGAGACAUCAGUCUGGGUAUAGAGCUUCGAUCGUGGACCGUUGGGAUGGGAGAUUGUAGCAAGAGGGACGCAAAAUAAGCUUCGGUUGUGGGAAUUCUGGUAUUGCGAUCACUACGAAUUCAAUUUGACGUCAGACAGUUCUGAGUUUUGUGUUUUAGUGAGGAUGUGGGUUAAGGAUCAAACGUCUUGUCUUCACGAAUAAUUGCUUGCAAAAUUUAGUCGCUGCAAGUUUUGGACGAUCACCGCAAUAUUGGUGCGACAUUGAGCUUUUUAUGGUGUGGGCUUUGGCACAAAUAUUAUGGGGAAAUGUUGUAUCGAUACAUGAGCGGAGUUGGGGGAGGCAUCAGGUUUGAAUCAGGAUCUUAGCGAACAUGGAGGCUCUUCAUGUAGGGGGUGGGAGACAACGAGUCUCUCAUUCACAGUCUUCCACCUUCGCUUCUCAUGCAGCAUCUCUUUCAGUAUCGCUUGCGCCUUCAAUGCAACCAGCAACCUCGACAGACAAUGAUGGCGGUCCUAACAGGCGCGGCAUGGAUAGCAACAUGGGGGCACUCUGUGAACAUGUGCAAUUGGAAGGAUGGAAAUCGAAAGCUUUCUCAGACAUUAUCGUCAAAGCAAUGGGACGUACUUUCGAGCUUCAUCGUUUACUCCUCUCUCGGAGCUCCUUCUUCAGAAACAUGCUGCAGGGUCCCUGGAGGGAGGCUGGAGCUCCUGAGGUGACGCUGCAAAUAGAUGAUAAGAACGUGAAUGGAGAAGCUGUAGAAACUGCUUUAGCCUAUUUGUAUGGGCACUAUCCAAAGCUUGAUGGUAGCAAUGCCUUUCGAGUGCUAGCAGCUGGGUCUUUCCUUGAUCUUCAGGAUUUAUGCUCACUUUGCACAAACUUUAUUAUCUCUGAGCUUUGGACUGAGAACUUUCUUGCUUACCAGGCGUUUGCUGAAAGUCAAGAUUAUGGAGUACACGGUGAAAGGGUACGCAAGGCAUGUUGGGGUUAUCUUUGUCGUGGUGCAGCGGUUGAGCUUCGGGAGAUCCUUCCAAAGCUUUCUACGCAAACCUUGAGGAAGCUGCUGACAUCCGAUGAACUCUGGGUGUUGAAUGAAGAAAAGAGAUUUGAACUUGCAUUACACGUUUUUCUAGCUCGCGGUGUGGUGCUCGAGAUGCCACAGGUGCCAAACACUGAUUUUAUAGGUUCCCCUAUGACAGGGAACCUUGCACCAGAGGAUUUAAUUUUCUGUGCGUGCUCUGCUGAUAAGGAUCGGAAACUCGAAACCACUCUUGACAAAGUCACUUCUAGGUCGACAUCAAGUGAAGUGGAGGGUCAUCUGUCGCUGGAGGAUGCACCAGUUCCGGCAACGGCUCAAGUCACAGAAAGUGUGCGCGACAUUUUGUUUGAACUUGUCGACUCAGCUGUUCCUAUUUUGUCUGCCGCAUUUUCCCAACAGAGUUCUACUAACUCCAUACGAGGUGAUCAACGUGAAGGAGCGUCAGUGUGCAUGUACGACCAUGGUUUGGGGGCUUUGAACGGGAAACCUUUGAAGGAGGUAGAUCCAGCACAACCUUUUAUUGAGAUACGCAAAGAUGGAGAAGCUUGCACUAGUGGGGAUACAUGUGCUACUCCGGAUCAAUUGAGUUUCUCUGGUAUUGAGCCGGGGUUUUGUGGGCGGUUCUGCUACGAAGAACCUUGGCAUCCUCCUCGAACUGGUGAACAGGUUGGUCUUGGUCCUUGCUCACCAUCACCGGAGACGACUUCGUCCUCCCCUAGUAGUAAAGUAAUUGAGGAUCAGUGGCCAAGGGAUAAUGCAUGCCCGAUAUUCUCAUGGGGUGGGCGAGUGGUGGAGAGUAGAGUGAAAAAAGCUUUUCCCAAUAGUGGAAAUUGGGGCUCAGCAGAAGACUGGGAGGCUUUCCUAGGAGUAUUCGAAGGUGGAGGUGUCCUCUAUUGUCAUAUGGCGUUUGAUGAUUUGCUCUACAUGCGAGGGCGCCUGGAAGAGCUUGGUUUUCCAUGCAAAGCAGUUGCUGAUAGCUUGUGGUUACAGACACUUUUACGGCAACAAGUUUUGACCAUCGCUGCCGACACUUGUAGGAAUUGUAGUCUUGUGUAUGGAAAUUGCAGUUGUCGUCAAGUCGGCUCAAGUUAUGCUCAUGGGAGAACACCAAGUCUACACCAUAGAGACGACGGCCAAAGUGCGGGCCCUGUACCCACUGGAAUUUUUCCUGGGGCAGAGAGAAUCGGUGGCAACUCAGGUAGCGGAGUUGGUGCAAACUCCCAGUCUGCUGGUCGAGUCCAUGUUCGCAACACAAUGGAUGGUUUAGCAGGUAUUGGUCGAGGGACAACUUUUGGACCUCCUGGCAGUUGGCCAGCUCCUAGAUUUCUCUACAUUCCUUCCUUAGGGGCGUAUGGUGCAAGAGGAAACCCCCUGCAGAGUGGAGUUGGAAAUAAUCAAAUCGAUCCAAGGCUUGAUCUUGUUGGACGUGAGUUACCUCCCGGUGCGCAUAGUACACUUGAUGGUCGUACUCAAGGAAGCACUGCUUCAGCUAGUGUUCUAGGUCAAGGUCAACCAGAUCCCACCUCAAGGGCUGAAGAUUCACCAGCUGCAUCAAAGCCUGCAGAUAUUGAUGCGAUGCUGAACAACAUGGACACGAACAAAGCUCUUGCUACAAGGAAAUGGGAAGCAGGUGAAGGAGGAUCAAUAUUGUUGGAUUUGAACACACCUUUGCGAAGCUUUCCUCCAUUCCGGUUUGGGGUUGAAUUUGAAGAUGUUAAUCGCCUUCAAGACGGCCAGUCUAAGCAUUCGACAGAAGCUUUUUAUGCUGGUUCUUUGUGGAAGAUUAGUGUGCAAGCCUUCAAUGACGAAGAUCCGAGGGGGAGGCGCACACUUGGUCUUUUCUUGCAUAGGCGCAAAGCAGAGGACAUGGGUCCUCAUAGAAAGGUUUCGUUCUACACUGACACCAGAGAAAAGGUGACAGCUCGCUACCAACUGAAAUGUCCAGCCAAGCGAGGCGUGAUUUCACUUGGAAGCCUUACUCAGGCUGGUACGUUGUUACCCAAGGCACCCAAAGGGUGGGGCUGGCGAACAGCUUUCUUAUUUGAUGAACUACCAGACGUUCUGCAGGGUGGCUCUCUUCGAGUGGCAGCUGUUGUACAACUUGUCUAACCUGCACCAUUAAAGGAGACAAUUGCAAGAAAUUAUUAUUUUCUUUGUUGCUUCGAAUGUUAGCAAUAUGAAACAAGGAGAGAAGUAUUGUCCUGAUUAGUGGGGGGUGUUCCCUUGCGCUGUGGGGACUCGAGCACACAAGUACAUGAUCUUGUUUGCGAGUAAUCACGAAGAGAUUGGCUCGCAAUUUAGACGGAACCAUAACAUUUCACUGUAGAAAUUUUAUGAGGAUCGACAACAGUAGUGAGUAAUUUAGUCAAAUCAGAAUGGCGAAUCUCAUUUUGUAGCUGCUGAACUAUCUUCUGAAUUUCUUUUUUGUCAAUAUUACUAGCUCAAGUGCCCAGACCAUUGUGAUUAAAUACCUA